Drosophila subpulchrella is the source of this 1986-nucleotide messenger RNA. Its product is annotated as larval serum protein 1 beta chain. Lineage: Eukaryota; Metazoa; Arthropoda; Insecta; Diptera; Drosophilidae. The transcript is spliced from 3 exons. Bases 5 to 1984 code for a protein of 659 amino acids. The record is from RefSeq and is a predicted model, not a curated record.
UAAGAUGAGACUUUCCGUUGUCUUAUCUUUGCUAAGUCUAAGUAUUUAUUCGGAAGUUUUUGCCAAUGGCAUAGGAAAUCGUUACUUUUUGGAAAAACAGCGCUUUUUGCUGGAAAUUCUGCAUCAUGUACACGAGCCCUUGGUGAACCAACAAUGGCGAUCAUUGGGAGAGCACUUGGUAACCGAUAAGGAACAGUAUGUGGCCUACAACGAUCACAUGACCGAGUUUUACAAGGCCUUCAAUUUAGGAAAACUAUUAAAUCGAUAUGAAUACUACAAUCCACUUAAUGCCGAUCAUUAUCAACAGGCGCUGGGACUUUAUCAUUUUUUCUACUACACUAGAGAUUGGUAUACUUUAUGGCAAAAUAUUUGUUGGGCAAGAGUUCACCUAAAUCCUGGAAUUUUUGUACAAGCUCUGACGCAUACUAUCCUCAAAAGGGAAGAUUAUCAGGCACUGAUCAUGCCAAAGAUCUAUGAAUUGUGGCCAGAAACGUAUCACGAUGAUAAAACCGUAAGAAAGGCAAGAAAUUUCAACUUUGCCAACUGGAUAGGACACGAGAAUACAAGUGAUAUUGAGGAAAUCCACCCGCAAAAUAUGGAACCCUCAAGUUUGGAAGGUGGACUGCGAAAUUCUCUUGAAUGGUUUCAGGCCAUGGGCGAUGUGAAUAUACUGAGAAUGAAGCAGCAGAAACGAAAGAACAAAAUACAGCAUUUGUUAGAGGAUAUUAGUUGGCAGUCAUAUUGGUAUAAUCUAAACAUGGGUAUUGCUUUGACUACGGAAAAAUCAGAUCAGUUGCAGGAAUGGUGCUACUAUCAAUUAAGUCAAAUUCUGGCACGAUAUAAACUGGAACGCUAUGGACAGGAGCUACCGUAUAAGAAGUUGACGCCUGUAAGGAAUAUACAAAAACCGAAUCAUAGAUUUAAGGAAAGCUCUUCAAAAACAACGCAAAUUAUUAUGGAGUAUCUUAAAAAAUUCGAAGAAAGAGUGAGUGAUGCUAUUUCUUUUAGAAAUCUUGAGCUAACUAAUGGCACUUAUAUUAAUCUGGAAGAGAACGACAAUUGGCUAAUUGGACUUGCAGAACUAUUCCCAUACGAUUGGACAAAACUUACUAUAGAGGAACUUUUGAAACCUGCGCCUUUACUGGAUAUACGCACUUCUUUGAGAUCAGAAGACUUUUAUUAUUAUGUCGAGCGAGUUUUGCAGUCAUAUCGUUGGUAUCGUCAAGUGUUCCAACCCCCAAAUCAGAAAACGUUUAUUCCCAGUAAUCUCCGCAUCGAUGAUUUGCAAAUAGGUCCCCUGAUCACCUACGAUCAGCCGGUUGAUGUAGAUCUCAGUAAUAUCCUACACGCCAGGCAUUUCAACUUGGCAGGUCAGUUUGUGUGGCCCUUUACCUUGCAACAACGACAGUUUCGAUUGCAGCACAAGGAUUUCCAAUAUAGUCUACAAGUAUCGGGCAACAAAACACAAUCUACAAUUUUUCGGACUUUUCUAACCACUCCAGGGCAAGGAUCUAUAUUGAGAGAGCCCUUCUAUCAGUUGGACUCUUUUCUAACCGUUAUAUAUCCAGGAAUCAACAGAAUUACGAGGAAAUCGAAAGAGUUUGGAGGCCUGAUUGGUGAUCACAUCUCAUACACUGAACUCCAUCAGUUCGUAAAGCUGGCUGAAAGGGAGGAAUACGACUUCCCCUUGAAUAUUUCCACUUCUAACUGUGGAUUCCCUAGACGUCUGAUUUUACCACGGGGAGGUUCAGGAAAUCCUCUAAAGAUACGACUUCUUAUCGUGGCCACCGUCUAUGACUUCAAGGCUCGGCAGGGCAACGAACUCAAUUGCGAUUUUACCAAGGGUAUCAGUCGAUGGGAUGAAUUGCCCUUGGCUUAUCCCUUUGAACGCAUUCUGGAAGACGAUACCCAAGCUGUGGAGAUCUCUGGUGACCAUGUGUACUGGAAAGAUGUCAAUAUUCUGCAUGAGAACUAUCAAGCUUAAAA